GAAAUUGAGCCAAAGUUGAAGUAUGAACGGCUGGCAAAUGACUUGACAACUAUACUUCACAAAGAUGCUGCAAGUUGUAUUGCGGUGCAUCCAAAGUUUUUGGCUCUUGGAACUCACUGGGGGAUGAUUCACAUCCUAGAUCAUAUUGGGAACAAUAUAAGGGACAAGGAGAUUGUGGCGCAUACAACCACAGUAAACCAGAUCAGUAUAGACGACAAUGGCGAUUAUUUGGCAAGCUGCUCAGAUGAUGGACGGGUGAUUAUAACAGGCCUUUAUGCAACUGAGAACAACCAAGUGGUAACCUUUGAUAGGCCUGUCAAGGCUAUUGCUCUAGAUCCAUUUUAUUACAAACCUGCAAGUGGACGACAGUAUGUGACUGGAGAUGACAAAUUAAUUCUGAAUGAAAGAAGUGGAUUUCUUGGUCGUCACAAAAUGACUGUUCUCCACCAAGGUGAAGGACCAAUCCGCAACAUCAAAUGGGGUGGAGAGUUCAUUGCUUGGGCCAACAAUAAUGGUGUGAAGGUUUACGAUGUCAGCUCUAAGACAAAGAUAACUAAAAUUGACAAGGAUCACGAUAUGCGUCCUGAGUUGUGUGUUUGUCAGCUCGUGUGGCGGGAUACAAAAACAUUGUUGAUUGGCUGGGGAGACAGAGUGAAGAUAUGUGUUGUUAAAGAGCAGAACAAGGCAGACAUGAAAGAAAAUCUACCAACAAGAUAUGUAGAAAUUAUUGCCAUGUUCACAACAGACUUCUUGAUUUGUGGUAUUGCACCACUUGCCACCAACAUUGUUGUGUUGUCAUAUGAUAAAUUAGGAGAAAAGCAAGAGGGAGGACGUUAUGUUGCCAGCAGACCACAUCUGCAGAUUCUGGAACCCCAUAUGAAAUCCUUUGAGGAAAUUUCCAAUGAUGCUCUCUCAAUCCGGGGCUUUCAAGAGUACAGGUGUAAUGACUAUCAUUUAGAAUCCAUUGCUGAGGAGAAUCUGUACUUCAUUGUCAGCCCAAAAGAUGUUGUUGUUGCUCGACUUCGUGACCAGGAUGAUCACAUAACUUGGCUGAUGGAUCAUGGAAGAUAUGAAGAAGCAAUGGCUGCUGCUUCAGAACACAGCAAGGAACUGAAAACCCAUUCCUAUUUUGCCAUUGGACGAGCAUAUUUAGACUAUCUUUUAGAAGAGCAGGAGUACGAGGAAGCUGGCCGCCUUUGUGUGAAGAUUCUGGGCAAGAAAAAGGAAUCCUGGGAAGAAGAAAUUUAUAAGUUUGCCAAGAUACACCAGUUGAAGGCAGUUGCACCUUACAUCCCAAGAAAAGAUCCAAGGCUCAGCACAACCAUUUAUGAGAUGGUUCUCAAUGAGUUUCUGAACUCUGAUUAUGAAAGAUUCUAUCAGCUCAUCAAGGAGUGGCCACCUGAUUUGUAUGAUAAUGACUCCAUUAUAAAUGCCAUUCUUGUCCGUCUAGACAAGGAGAGGAAUCCACAACUUUUGUUGCAGAGCUUAGGCCAGCUCUAUGCACAUAAAAGAGCAUAUGACAAGGCACUAGACAUUUAUUUGAGAUUAAAACAUCAGGAUGUCUUCCAGCUGAUCCAUGACCACAACUUGUAUGACAAGAUCAGUGAUAAGAUCACACAACUCAUGGAUCUAGAUCAGAAUAGAGCAGUCAAGAUGCUACUGGACAACAUUGAGAUAAUUCCGGCUGAAAAAGUGGUCCAACAACUAAGCAAGUCACAGAGAUACCUGUAUGUGUACCUAGAUCAAUUGGUCCAACGUGACCUGCAGGGGACACAAGGAUAUCAUGGACAACUAGUCAGGUUGUAUGCAGAAUUUGAUCGUCCAAAGCUCCUUCCGUUUCUCCGUCGCAGUGAAUUCUACCCACUGCAGACUGCUUGGGAAGAGUGUGAGGCAAGAGAUUAUAUUAAAGAGCAGGUUUUUUUACUAG
This is a messenger RNA of Candidula unifasciata, 1927 nucleotides long. The record is from the annotation of a GenBank genome assembly. Lineage: Eukaryota; Metazoa; Mollusca; Gastropoda; Stylommatophora; Geomitridae.